This is a messenger RNA of Zingiber officinale, 2282 nucleotides long. RefSeq lists its product as uncharacterized. Bases 117 to 1838 code for a protein of 573 amino acids. The record is from RefSeq and is a predicted model, not a curated record. NCBI's taxonomy places the organism in Eukaryota, Viridiplantae, Streptophyta, Magnoliopsida, Zingiberales, Zingiberaceae. The transcript has 9 exons.
AAGUAGAUUCGUUCCCUCGCAAAUUCCAUAUUCCCGCCCCUGAAUUAGCCGGCCUUCAGAACCCUACCGGAGUCCGGAGAUCGGCGUCGGAAGAGGAGGAGGUGGAGGGUCAGACAAUGUGCUCCAGCGUCGGAGAAGAAGGCGCUACUUCAUCGUCCAAGCCGAUCUGCGCCAUCUGUUACGAAGACCUGAAACCCCUCGCCGAACACCUCCAGUGCAUCCCCGUCUGCGGCCACGUCCUCCACGAACUCUGCUUGCAGCAAUGGCUCGAGUACUGCCCCGCCCGCCAGAAGGAGGCCUGCCCCAUCUGCAAGCAGUCCUGUUCACGCAGUCGCCCUACUCGCCUCUAUUUCCAAUCCGCCACUGAUGCCGCUGCCUCCACCCAGACUACGGCUACAUCCUCCGUAAACCAACAGGGGCCCACCGCUGAGGCCCUAAGAGUGGAGAUCGGGAGGUUGGAGCUGAAACUUUCCUCCCUCACUAAAAACUUUGCUACCCAGCAGGACAAUCUCAAGAAAUUGGAUAACGAGGUCUCUGUCUGGAAGAAAUUAGCCAAACAGGAAGAGUCCAAAAGGGAAGAAAUCAAGCUAGAGAAAGAUCGCAUGCAGCAGUUUCUUUGUGUAAAGACAGAGGAGUUGAAUAGGAAGUCAUCAGAGUGUGCAAAACUAGAGGAGAGGAGUUUAGGGUUGGCUAAGGAACUUGCUACGCUUAAACUUGCAAUGGAUGUCAACUUGGAAGAAGGAGAGAUUUUGAAGUUUGCAUCACUUGGAAAUGGGCGUAACCUUGAGAAUAUGAUAGAUGUCUUGCGGAGGUCUCUUGCGUUGCGUAACAAGUGCUAUAAAGAACUGAUGGCCCAGUGCAAUCUUUUGGGUAGAACUGAGAACCGUUCACGCCUAGAUCUCGAAAAGGCUAAUGAUAAAAUAAAGAAACUGAAGGCUAGGAUAAUUGAACUAGGGAAGGCACUUGAAAUAAAAGAAAAUGACACUCUCAGGGUUCUAAAAAACUCCAAGAAGGUAAAGACUGAAGUGCAUCAGCACUGUGUAGAUUCCUCAGCAGGAAAUAAUACAAUACAGAUUGGUCAUUCAAUAGCAGUUUCUAAGGAGGUGGUUUUCCCUACUGAUAGUUAUUCAAACAGAAGCUUCAAAGAUUGUGAGGUUCAUGAUGGUUUGGAUUCAUCUGAUUACAAUGGUAAUAAUUGGGUAAUUAAUCUUGAUAAUGAUGCAAGUAUGCCAGAUAAGCAUGCUCCUAAAUACUCUCAGUCAGAAUCAAAGAAUGGUGCAGGUACACAGAAAAAACCUGCAUGUUUGCAAAAUGUAUCUGAUUCUCCCAGUAAUGAAGGUUAUUCCAACUACAAGGAAGGUAACAUUUGCAUUGGAUCUCCAAGUCAAGGGAUUUCUUUGAAGCGCAUAGCAGGCACAGAUGAGCCUUUCAAGAGAAUUCCAGUUAUGGCAGAUCUGGAGAAAGAAGUAUUACUUGUCAGUGAUAUUGCAAAGCAAGCACCACAGGAAGACAAUGGAAUGAAACUUCAAGCUCAUGGUAGUUUUGUGUGUCCUGGUAUGGGUGAUCAAUGUUUUUCUGGAGCUGCUGGAGGAAAUGCCAUGACCAGAAAUAUGGUAGGGAAAUGGUGCAAGCAGGGUCUUAAAAUGGCAUCCUCUGGUACUAGCGGUGAUCUGAUUGCUGUCGGAGCUGAUGGGAGAGGAGGGAGGAUCAAGAUGUUAAGAACUCAUAAUGAUUUCAUGGGUAGCAAGCUUAAUAUUUCUUCAAAGAAACCGAAACACAAACCAAACCGAACCAAUCAACCUCAGAUUGAGCAUUUCUUUGGGAAGUCAGAAGUUUAGUCCAUGAAGCAAAUCGGUGCUUAAUUGACGAAUGCUGCAAAUGCAUGGAGUAAACCUCAAAAACACAACGAUGACUUGGGCUCUUGCUUUAAUAAACUAUGGCAUGCAAUUUUUGGAAAGAUGACGAGAGAAAAUUUCACUUUUGGAAAAUUUUCUUUUGUGCUUCAUAGUGUACAUUCUGUUUAGAAAGGUCCAACUAUUAAUGAUGGAUAAAAAAAAUUCAGUUAAUUAGAAAUGGAAACUAGAGCUUUCAGCGGCCUUGAUGGAGUAUUUAAGUAUGUCAGAAUUUGUUAUUAGAUAUAUGAUUAAUAUUAGGCACUAUUUAAUAGCAAGAGUUGACCCAAAGUAUGAUAAAUAGAGAAAAGAGUUCAGAUGAUAUUGAGCAAGUUCGAUGAGGUACUGUAUAUUAUUUAGUAUUUUGUUUAUGUGGAAACUUUUAUUAGG